Molecule: messenger RNA, 630 nt
Organism: Gigantopelta aegis
Lineage: Eukaryota; Metazoa; Mollusca; Gastropoda; Neomphalida; Peltospiridae
Product: tissue factor pathway inhibitor-like
Molecular function (GO): serine-type endopeptidase inhibitor activity
Source: RefSeq, a predicted model, not a curated record
AUGCAGUUUGUUAUUCUGAUGAGUGUGCAGAUUGCUCCCCCAAGAUAUUUUAUUGGAAAUAAUGAAGUCACAAAUGUUUGUGAGCCACCAAUUGACCUCAGUACAUCCAGUGAUGAGUUUUUUGUGGGAUUCUAUGAGCAUGUACAUGGAUCAAAUGUACGUAAAUUCUACAUGUGUCAACUAUCUCCUGAAGUCGGACCAUGUAAAGGUAGAUUUCCUCGUUGGUUUUUUAACACCAGUUCAAGUCAAUGUGAAUUAUUCAUAUAUGGUGGUUGUCAUGGAAAUAAAAAUCAAUUUGGGACUCUUAACGAAUUUACUUGUCAUCUAUCUCCUGAAGUUGGACCAUGCAAAGGAAUUCCUCGUUGGUUUUUUAACACCAGUUCAAGUCAAUGUGAAUUGUUCAUAUAUAGUGGUUGUGAUGGUAACCAAAACAACUUUGAAACUUUACAUAACUGUCUGCAACAAUGUGGUGGUAAGUGCAAGGACAUUGAAGAGAUUGCACUAUUGAUGGUCAAGUCUAUCAACAAAGUCAUACUUGUCCAAGAACAUGUUCUAGUCCUGAAAUGUAUUGUGAUGGCAAUGUCACAGGAUGUGGAUGUCCUCAAGGACAACUUAUUGAUGAAGAUAUAA